ACGGAUGACAGGCUCCAAUAAUUCAUCAGUCUCAAGUCUAACAACAACAGAGUUGACGAAAAAUAUGUCAGUUGACAAAAGAUUUGAAGCGAGAAAGUUGGUUCCGUGUUUCCCGCCGUCUCUGCCGCAUUUGAAUUCCAAACGAAACUAUUUGUACAACGCAAAAUGUUUUUCCGUGUUGCCAACAUCCAUCAGCAUUCAGUCAAAACCAUCGCCCGGUUCCUCCUGUGUCUGGCCGUUCUGUCCUUGAGCUUGACCCUGUUGAAAUUAUCCAAUUCCGGCUCUGAAAACGGCCCAAAACGGGGCAACAGCGCGGAUGAUGACGCAAUGAUGCUGGACUCUUGGUCAUCCGCGUCGCAGUUGCUGGCCUUUUUGGAUUCGAGUCGGAUGACAAACCGAUCGGCCUGUCGCGUCUUCUACGAGUUUGGCGGCGUAGUCAUCAACAAUAGCGACAGGUACAAAGACGGGCAAAAGUCCGUCUGCCUAGACCAGGGACUCGGGCCGGCCAUCAACAAUUGUCUCGUCUACUCGUUCGGAAUAGACAACGAAUGGUCGUUUGACGACGACAUGGCUAAACUCGGAUGCAACGUCUACUCUUUCGAUCCAUCCAUGGAGGAAGUCGAUCACAAUCGCAGCGCUCGAAUUCAUUUUUACCAGAUGGGCCUGUGGAACCGAGACGGUUACAUUUACCUGGACAAGAAACGGCCGGAAGUCGCCUGGAAGGUUCUCACCUUGGAAUCUUUUUACAAUAGAUUUAAAUCGAUUCACGGAGAGCGGGAAAUCGAUUACGUCAAGAUCGACAUCGAAGGUGACGAGUGGACUGUCCUGCCGCAAAUGAUCGACUCGGGCAUACUGGGCAGAGUGAAGCAGCUGGCCAUGGAGGUUCACUUUGAUGGCGACGAUAGCGUCGACGACAUCCGCCAGCGGAUUGGCCUCUUGCGCUCGUUGGAAAGCCGCCACGGAAUGAUUCCGUUCGAUUACAAGAGCAAUUUGAACAGCAAGGGAUUCGUGCCGGCCGCGCCGGACAAAUACUCGUGCGCCGAAAUCGCCUAUUUCAAUUCCAAAUUCAAAAUGUGAUAUAUUUAAAUUUUAUUUGUUCAACCCAGAAUUUUAAAAAUGUUUCAGUGGCGUCAUCUGGGCAAUAAAUAACGUUUUCAAAAGAGAAA
Molecule: messenger RNA, 1166 nt
Organism: Daphnia pulex (common water flea)
Lineage: Eukaryota; Metazoa; Arthropoda; Branchiopoda; Diplostraca; Daphniidae
Exons: 2
Coding region: 166-1077 (303 amino acids)
Source: RefSeq, a predicted model, not a curated record